Messenger RNA from Oryza sativa Japonica Group (Japanese rice), 867 nucleotides. RefSeq names its product prefoldin subunit 6. The record is from RefSeq and is a predicted model, not a curated record. Lineage: Eukaryota; Viridiplantae; Streptophyta; Magnoliopsida; Poales; Poaceae. Gene Ontology annotation, molecular function: protein-folding chaperone binding. Gene Ontology annotation, cellular component: cytoplasm; prefoldin complex. Gene Ontology annotation, biological process: protein folding; chaperone-mediated protein complex assembly.
GCCAGCGAAAGCCCAAACGGCCAAACCACACCAACUCUAGCAUUCCGCACCACACCGGAAUCCGGCGGCGGCGGCGGCGGAGGGGAGCAGAGGCAGCACCACCAAUGGCGGCGGCGGCGGCGUCGUCGUCCACCCCGGCGGCCGUCCGCGAGAUGCAGCGCGACCUCGAGUCCCAGGCCAACGCCCUCAGCAAGAUCCAGAAAGACAUCUCCAAGAACCACCAGGUCCGCAAGCAGUACACCAUCCAGGUCGGCGAGAACGAGCUCGUCCUCAAGGAGCUGGAGCUGGUGAAUGACGAGGCGAACGUGUACAAGCUGAUCGGGCCGGUGCUGGUCAAGCAGGAUCUCGCGGAGGCGAAGGCCAACGUCAAGAAGCGCAUCGAGUACAUCUCCGCUGAGCUGAAGCGGAUGGAUCGAGCGCUCAAGGACUUGGAGGAAAAGCAGAACAGCAAGAAGGAAUCGAUCUUCAAGUUGCAACAGAAGAUGCAGGCUGUACAGGCAAAGGCAUAGGCCACACCUGUUUUGCUGGUUAUUUUGCCCUCCACUUCUCCGUUUGGAAUUAGCGUUUCUGGUAGAAAAAAGAGGGGAGAACAGAAGGAAAGUGAAAUGCAUGUGCUCUGAAAUUUCCAGGUUUUCAUGUUAUUUGGAACUUUUUGGAUGUAAAAGUUUGGCACUCCAUACAAGAUUAUUAGUGAAUUAUUAGCUUGUGGUGGCUUCUGUCCCUGGAUUAGCUUUUCUUGUUUCUUUUCCUUUUGGGGCGUCCCAGACUCCCAGUAUUAGCAUAAUUGAUGUGAUAAUUGCAUUUUUCCUGCCAUCUGAGCUUGUCUGAACUCUCAAUUGAAGGGUUCUCGUAAAGAAACUAUAUCAA